AUGGAUGCCACUUUCGACGAGGAGCCUGUCUGGAUUACCAACGACGAUGCCCUGUCGGUCAUAUCAGACCACAAAGAACCGAUCGAGCUCCCCGAGCCUCCAAAACCAAAGACACCCCGAUGUGGAGAAAUCUUUCGAACCACUCGUCCCGAAAGCUGGGCCAUAGACACGGAGGGCACAUGCCUGUUCUGGGUUAAACCCAGACUCUCUUUUCAACUACAACAAUGCUCUUCCUGGAAUACAAGUUCCACCUUCCAGGCAUUCAAUAUCUGGCGUCCAGCAUCAUACUUUGGGCCCACCCUCACGCAGCUAGGACCGGACCCAGUCAAGCUGAACAGCGAGGACCUCAUUGUCACCAGUUCUGACGAUGACACUGAAACUCUCAAGUCUAAAGAUACGGGGGCUAUCCCCUUCACAGAGGACAAUGUCAUUGCCGCUAUUGAUAUCGAUCGCCCGGGUAUCUUUUGCUGCCGUGUAUGCUUCUCAUACCGUGGGCAAGUAAUCCUAGCCAAUGGCGAGCGCUGGAAAUUCAGCGAAAUCGACAUGGAUUACUAUCAUUUUACGCGCGAAUACGAUCAGACCAAUCCAGAUGGUGAAGAAAAUAGGCCGAGCCUUGUGUGGAUGCUCUACGAUAGCUCGAGGCCGGUACUGACGGAUGGCGUCCCCGAAGAUCUGCCUUUCAACAUGGAUCUUGAGACCCGCAUUUGUAUGGUGAAAAGGUCUUCCUGCCUUGGGGAUCCUUGUCCGGAUGGAGGGCCCGUUCUUGCGGUGAUGAAUCGAAAUGGUAUUGUUUGCUGCGACGGGGUUGAGAAGAACACGGAGAUCGCGACGAGUAGUAUUCGGGAAUUAGUUCUAAUGACGGCCCUUGCGGUUGCGCAAUAUGAGAGAUGGCUCGAAGGUUGA
Molecule: messenger RNA, 903 nt
Organism: Penicillium daleae
Lineage: Eukaryota; Fungi; Ascomycota; Eurotiomycetes; Eurotiales; Aspergillaceae
Exons: 2
Coding region: 1-903 (300 amino acids)
Source: RefSeq, a predicted model, not a curated record